CUCCACCUGUACCCGGUGAGCGGAAGCAAAGAUGGCGGUGUUUGUGUAACGCAGGGCGGCUGAUGGCCAACGUCAACACGCAUAGAUAAUAGAAAACACACUUUACAGCUCUGGAUAUGAUAUCGUUAAUGGUAAAUGCGUGUAUAUUUACAGUUAUUAAAGUGUAGCUGUUUGUAACGCAGUAUAUAUCUGCUGUAGUGUUACACCGAUAAUAACAGAGCAAUAACAACACAGCCGCACAGGCAGGAGGGAACGCAGGCGUGCCUUAUAGACGAGAUUUGAAUGUUCCUUUGGGUUUCAGAAAUGGCUUUCAGGAGAGAAGGACUGAGUGAAAAUACACUUGCGCAAGUAGCCGCAAGGCAUAUGCUGACAUUCCGAAAAUGUGCAGAAUAGCAGAGAGGCACAGCUGUUGAAGACAGUUGCAGGUAUCCAGAACUUGCUCGGUUCCUUCCUGGAGAAAACUGCGUGGACUGAUCCUGCUCAGCCUCAGAUUUAUUAGUGCGGUAAUCUCGACGUCCUGAAUUCCUCAGGUGUCAGUCUUCUGCAUUUUUUUUGUUGCAAUGUCAUCCACCUCAGCCGUCCCAGCACUCGACACCCUCUCCAUGUCCUCACUGCUGUCUGGGGAGCUGGAGGAUGGGAAAGAGGGUGAGGAUGGUGAACUGGGUGACCUGGAAGUGAACCCUUAUGAUGGUUUGCCCUUCUCAUCACGUUAUUACUCCCUACUGGAGGAACGGCGGACUCUGCCCAUCUGGGGACUGAAGUACAACUUGCUAGAGCUGCUGGAGACUCAUAGCAUGGUGGUGCUGAGUGGAGAGGCUGGCAUGGGCAAGAGCACACAAGUGCCUCAGUGGUGUGUGGAGUACGCACUCUCUCUGCAGUUUACUCAGGGUCUAGUUUGCUGCUGUCAGCCGUACUCAGCAGCAGCUUGUAGCUUGGCCAUUCGUGUAGCUGAUGAGAUGGACUUGAGUCUGGGGCUCGAGGUUGGUUACAGGGUCCCUCACGAUGACAGCUGCACACCAGACACUUUACUACGCUUUGUCACGGAUGCACUGCUGCUGGAAGAGAUGAUGUCGGACCCACUGCUGCGGCGCUACGGCGUGCUGGUGGUGGACGAGGCGCAGGAGCGUACCGUGGCCAGUGACGUGCUCCUGGGCUUGCUGCGUGACGUGUGUCGGCAGCGUACAGAGCUUCGUGUGGUGGUGCUCGCUACGCCCCCUGUGGCUGAUAGCAUGGCAGACUUUCUGGGCGAAGAAGUGCCUCACCUGAAAGUCCCACCUGCGCCGGACCGGACUGUUGCAGAAACGCUAUACAGAGAUCCACAAGCUGGCAGAGACCCGGCCACAGCCGCAUGCCACAUGGUGCUGGAUCUGCACCGACGAGGAGAGGAAGGAGAUAUACUAGUGUUCCUGCCCAGUGCACAGGAAAUUGGUGAUUGUGCGGCUCUGCUGGAGAAGGAGUGUGUAGCUCUGAGCCCACAGCUGGGCGCGUUGCGGGUUCUGCCGCUUCACACGGGCCUCGGUGCGGCCACUCAGCACGUUUACACAGCAGACGGAGAUGACAGCCAAGCCGAAACAGAAGAAGACGAUAAGGCUGGACCAUGUUUAAGACGCAGGGUCAUCCUUUCAGACGUUUUGGGAGAGGCCUCGUUCUCUUUGCCCAGCGUCCGUUACGUCAUCGAUACAGGACUCGAACUCAAAACCGUGUACAAUCCACAGAUUCGAGCUGACUCCCAGGUUCAGCGGCCAAUCAGCAAGCACCAGGCAGAUGCCCGCUCUCAGAAAGUGAACAGCACGCUGCCGGGCGUGUGUUUUCGUCUCUACCCCCAAUCCCUGUAUGACGAGGGAAUGCCUGAAGCUCGGUGUCCCGGAGUAGCCGAGGCUAAUCUCAGCCACCUGGUCCUCUUUCUCAAAAGACUGGACAUCGCAGACAUGGGCCAGUGCAAGUUCCUGGACCGGCCAGCUCCAGAGGCGCUGAUGCAGGCUCUCGAGGACUUGGAUUACCUGGCUGCACUAGACGAUGAUGGCAACCUGUCGGAGGUGGGCAUUAUCAUGUCCGAGCUACCUCUGGAGCCACCGCUGGCCAGAGCCCUUAUCGCGGCCUGCGAGUUCGACUGUGUCAGUGAACUUCUGACCAUCGCUGCAAUGCUUACUGCUCCGUCAUGCUUUGUGACUCCUCCACCCAAUAAAGAGGAAGCGGCAUUAACUCAUAGACGCCCCCUUCUGCACCCAGAUGGAGACCAUCUGACCCUCAUUAACAUCUACAAUGCCUACCUACAGCACAAUAAUGAUGAAGCCUGGUGCAACACUAACUUCCUGAACGCAUCUGCGUUGCGAUUGGCUGUGGCUAUAAGGGCGGAGUUACUCGAGGUGAUGCAGCGAAUCGAAUUGCCUGUUUCGCCACCCGCCUUCGGUUGCCAGGACAAUACUACUAAUAUAAAGCGGGCUCUCAUCUCCGGGUUCUUCCUUAAGGUUGCCCAUGAUGUAGAUGGAUCAGGGAAUUACUUACUGCUGACGCACCGCCACGUGGCUCACCUGCACCCUUUCUCCUCGUACCUGAGCCGCCGGCCACGUCUUAGUCCUCCCUGCUGGGUCCUCUAUCAUGACUUCACGAUCUCUCACGACAACUGCAUCUGCACCGUCUCUGAAGUUCAUCCACACAUGUUGGUGGAAUUAGCACCACAGUACUAUUUGGAGAACCUUCCUCCCAGCGACGGCAGAGACUUAUUAAUGGAUAUCAGACAAAGUCUGUUUCCAUCAGAAGAUCAGGAGAACGGAGAGGCUGAAGACGAAGCACACGGAGAGCGAUCAGGAGAGCAUCGAGACCAGUACAGUACAGAGAUGUGUGUGCUGCAGUGAUACACUCAGGGGUGCGGCAGACCCUCUCAACUUUGCACUUUUGGAUUUCCUGAGCCUAAUAUACAUUACCGUUUAGACAAAAGUUUAGACACGCUCAUUCUUUAUUUUUCCUCACAUUUUAGAAUAAUAAUUUAAAAAAAAAAGUCAUGAAAACCCUGUAAUAACUCAAAAUAAUUUAAUAUUUUAUCAACUUCAGUAGACCCGCUUUUUGUCUAGAAUGAUCUCACCCGAUUUCUUGAGGAAUUUCCCUGAGAUGCUUUUUAAACAGUAUUAAAGGAGUUCCCACCUACGCCGGACACUUAUUGGCUGCCUUUCGGAAUAUUUCGCUCCGAGUCAUCCGUUUCAAAAAUAUUUUUUUGUGAAUAAAACGUUACUUUUCCAAUGAAAGAAAUGUUGACAAUGAUAAUUUUGUGUACAACACAGAUUUCAAACAUUUAAUCACACACCUUCAGAUCAAAAGAUCUUUAAGAUCAUGAGAAACUUUUCAGUCGAGUGUCCACAAACUUUUGACCGGUAGUGUAUUACAUACGUGAUAUAGUCUCACUCUUUUUGGGUUCGGUGUAGCACAUAAAAGCAAGAGGUGAGCAAAAUCAGAGUUUCAGUUUAGUUUCUUUCAUUUUUGCUAUGAAGUGCUUGCUUUAGUACAGGCAAGCUCAUUGGGAUCCUGGUUAUGCAGGAAAAACAACACAACAUGAGAUCAAUUUAAAUACUGGAAAUGCAUCAAGCAAUAAUGACAAGACUUGAGCUCCUCAAACAACUAAAACUAGUAAUAUUUAUCAUUCUUUUAGCGGAUAGUUCGACCAUGUGCUUCUAACACUACAUUUAUUGAGAUGAGAUUUCAGCUUCAUCAGAUCUGGUGAUAUUUUAAUCCAGACUGUAUGUUUUGCCCUUAAUUGCUUGUUGUGAAUAGAUGAAGCUCAAGUCCUUCCCUUGCCCUCUUCUCAUGGAUGUCUAAAGUAUUUUAAGUAGAAUAAUAAUUCAGGAUGUCAUGAGCCUUGAGAACAGACUUGAGAUUGAUCUCUGGAUUCUUCUUGGGGUUGUUUACACAAACUCUCUUGUUGAAUGUUGCUUCCAUUUUGUUGGCGAAGGAUUUUUUUUCUACUACCUAUUCUUUUGUAGUUUUUACCUUUUUCUGAAAAAUUUUGUGGCUACGUUUUGUGUGUACAUUAAAGGUGUAAAUAUUUAAUUUCUCUCAUAAUACUCUAAGAUUAUAGCACGACAAAAUCUGUAUAUUCUGUCUUUGCAAUAAAAGUUUGUUGAACUUUUA
This is a messenger RNA of Ictalurus punctatus (channel catfish), 4122 nucleotides long. RefSeq names its product DEAQ box RNA-dependent ATPase 1 (gene dqx1). Lineage: Eukaryota; Metazoa; Chordata; Actinopteri; Siluriformes; Ictaluridae. Gene Ontology annotation, cellular component: spliceosomal complex; intracellular anatomical structure. The coding region runs from base 561 to 2855 and encodes 764 amino acids. The transcript is spliced from 13 exons. The record is from RefSeq and is a predicted model, not a curated record. Gene Ontology annotation, molecular function: RNA binding.